Lepidothrix coronata (blue-crowned manakin) is the source of this 3468-nucleotide messenger RNA. It is a transcript of the gene HABP4, whose product is annotated as hyaluronan binding protein 4. The record is from RefSeq and is a predicted model, not a curated record. The coding region runs from base 1 to 1128 and encodes 375 amino acids. Gene Ontology annotation, biological process: positive regulation of translational initiation; positive regulation of RNA splicing. Gene Ontology annotation, molecular function: RNA binding. Gene Ontology annotation, cellular component: nucleus; cytoplasm. The transcript is spliced from 7 exons. Lineage: Eukaryota; Metazoa; Chordata; Aves; Passeriformes; Pipridae.
AUGAAGGGGGCGGUGGGCAGCGCGGUGGCCGCCGUCACGCAGGAGAGCUUCGGCUGCACCGUCGCCAAUCGCUUCUACCAGCUCCUGGACGACGACUCGGACCCCUUCGACAUCCUGCGCGAGGCCGAGCGCCGCCAGCAGCAGCGCAAGAAGCGCGACGAGGCGGCGGCGGGCAGAGCCGUGCCCGGCGGCAGAGCCGUGCCCGGCGGCAGAGCCGUGCCCGGCGGCAGGAGGGAGAGCCAGAAGGAGCGCAGGCAGCCGGGGGGCUCCGCGGCCGCCGCCGAGCCGCCGCUGACAGGCCAGAAGCGACCACCUUGGUGGGGAGAACAGCAAGGCUUCAGCAACAGAGGAGCAGAGGUGAAAAAGGACAAGGCUGCGUGGAGACCAUCUUUCUGGGAAUACCGUCCUGAUGGAGCACAAAGACAAGUGGAAUUCCAAGUGGAAAAGGAAAAAAAUCUUACUGGUUGUCAUCUUUGUAGGCCAGUGGAAAGAUUAGACUGUGAAAGACCAACAAGAGGUCGUGGUGGAGGACGAGGUGAAAUGCGAGGUAGAGGAAGAGGUGGUAGAAUAAACAGAAGUUUUGGUGGCUUUGACCAAAGAGGAAAACGUGAAUUUGAAAGACAGAGGGGGAAUGACAAAAGUGGGAUGGAACAGGCUGCACCUAUGGAAGAGACUAUAGAAACUGCUGAACAGCCAGGGACAUCUGAAGGAGACCCUCUGAGCAAAGCUGCUGAAGCAGAGCCAGUGGAAGAAGUAGUUCAAGAAAUGACAUUAGAUGAGUGGAAAAGUCUUCAGCAACAGAAUCGACCAAAGCCUGAAUUCAACAUCCGGAAGCCAGAAUCCACUGUUCCUUCCAAAGCAGUGGUGAUUCACAAGUCAAAAUAUAGCCAUGAUUUGCAGAAAGAAGCCUUUGAAUAUGAUUCUCCUGUCUUUCGAAAGCCGGUGAAUGACAUCACAUCUCAGCUGGAUAUUAAUUUUGGGAGCCUUCCUCGCCCUGGCUGUGGAUCAAGAGGGGCACGAGGUGGUCGUGGUGGAAGAGUUGGAGAGAUCAGACCUCAAUCAAAAGCAGUGGUGCAACUUGUGGCUCCAAAUCCUGAUGAUCCCGAGGAUUUUCCAGCUUUGGCUUGAAGAACCACCAGGAAUGGUGGCCUCCCAAAGUAGCUUUGGAGUAGCUGUGAAGAGACCAGUUUUAUGCUGGGUGGGGAUAAAGGAAGCCUGUUUCCUUGUGGGAAAGUUGUUUAGGUGUUCGGUGUGAAAUGAUUGCAGCUGUCUGCUAAUAGAAGUGGGUCCUAGAAAUAUGGGGGGACUGGGAUCCUGUUGCGGGUCCCAGUGUCUCCUUUGUGAGAGCUGUGGGAAGGCUCACAGGACUUCACUACCAGGCUUCAAAUGAAGUUAAAGGGAACAGUGUUUUUACAAAAUGUGUAUAUAUAGAGAUUCUAUCAAGUUCUCCAUGCCACCAUGGUGAAAUGCGAACUGUACAAUUGAGACUCUUUCACUGUACAUUUGAAAGCUGAUUUUUUUGAGUGAAGUGUAUAUUUCAGACAGUCACGAGCUGCAGUUCUUCUUAGCUUGGCAAAUAAAGGAAAGUGCUCAUUGGUUUGGGGUUGAGGUAUUAUUUUAAAAAGUCAGAGUGGUAGAAUGAAGGUUUUGCUAUUUGGAUGUUGUCUGGAACAAAAUAAAGAAACAAACAAAAAAACCCCACCAACUACCAUCCCUCCCAACAAAAAACCCCCAGCCAACCAACCAAAAACCCAAUCAAAAAAACCCCCACCAACCCCAAACCUCAAACAGCAGUCUUUAGAUCUCUCUAAAGGAAAGUGAGCUGUAAAAUUAAGGCACACAGAUGCUUUUUGUUGACUAUAAGUCCCACUUCAGUAACAAGAUAUAAUCUGCAACUACUUUGAAGAUGUUUAAAUUUAAGAACAGUAAGAAUUUUGAGCUAAAGACAGAACUAAAUUGUUAAGGAAGCUUUUGAUUCCAGCAGAAACAACUACAAACUAAAAUGUUUCCUGCCUUACCAAGAAGUUUGUGACAUUGGGGACGAAUGGGAUGUUCCUUCAUUGCAUCUUUAACACACUUCCUCACCUGAGCCUCACUUGUUUCCUGUCCAAGGGGAUGCUCAGAACCAUUCUGGGAGAUCUGAGAGAAACAAGGAAAUAUUGCCAGAAGCAAUGACAGAAAAAAAAGGAGUGGAUGACCACACUGGACGUUUUGGAAGUAGCUCACAGGAGUCUUCAAAUGCCUUGAACUCAUUCUUUCAAUUUACUGGAAAAGCAGAUUAAUACAAACCUUUCAUUUUUUCCAGUUCUCUACCUCACUUCUAAGCAGUCUACUUAGAAAGCAAAUAGUGGAUGAGACUUAGAAGGAAAAAAAUGUUUUGCUCUGGAGUAAGCUGUAGGAGUACUCAGCAACUUAAAAGACUUAUCUCACUGAUAAAGCUUUGCACAAGCAGGAGAAAAUCAUCCUAGAAAGACUACACUCUUUUCUUUAUGCUCCAAAGAGAGGGUCUGCAGAGUAGUUCAGCCCAAAGGAUUUUUUUUCUUGCAUUUGUGAAAUUACUUACAUGACAAUUUGCUAUAACAUGAGAUUUCAUGUUCCACAAGGAGUUCAUUUUAGUAGCAGAGAGGUACUCUGACAACUUGUAAUAGAAAGAGUGUGCAAAAGCAAACCAGGUGCUGGUGUAAGAGGAAUCCAUGCUGCUGCUAUUUGAGUAAUUGAACUGGAUGAAAUAAUUUACAUGACUCCUUCACCUUGUAGGAAAAGUUGCUACAUGAAAUCAGUGCAGUUUAAAUUUUAACUGCUGCUGCCCUUUUCCCAGGCAGUGUGUGUUUCUGCCAAAAAUGGCAAUUUAAUGAUUGUGGAAUAGAAGUGAUUUUGUCUGUGGGGGUCAUAGAAUAUUUUAGCUUGUUCUUCCCUCCCUGUUCCGCUUUUCCCAUUGGACAGGAAAAUGUCUCUGAAUUUUUAUUUACACUUUUACUUGCAGGAGUGAGUGUAUGUAUAGACAUGGAGAGCUUCUUUGCAAGGCUUGCUUCUAUUUUCCAUCCUGUGUUGGAGGUGUAGCCUCAUCUUCUCCCAAUACCUCUUUUUGCUAAGGAAAGCAGUGAAAUAUUUAACAGUAACCCUCUCUUUUUCUACCAAAAAUUUGAAACUUUGCUAUGCUACUGGGCUGAAUCUGGUGUAAUCUAGUUCAGUUCUGACUGUUCUCUGUGAAGGCUGAAAGAGUUGUUUUAUAUUUCAGGCUGUUUCCUGCUGCUGCAAAGUUACUGUUUGUUCCUCCAACUUUGAUCUGCUUUUCCAAACAGAAUGACAAAUAGGUUCUUUAAGGAAUGCUUUAAAGGACUUGUCAAAGUGUAUCUGUGUAAUCAACUUUUGGUUCAGCAGAGUGUUAAAAAAACACCUGGUUACAAAAAAAAAUACUUGUUACAAGUCUGUUUAAUUAAAAAACAGAACAAACCAACCAAAACUAAA